This is a messenger RNA of Chlorocebus sabaeus (green monkey), 1313 nucleotides long. The record is from RefSeq and is a predicted model, not a curated record. NCBI's taxonomy places the organism in Eukaryota, Metazoa, Chordata, Mammalia, Primates, Cercopithecidae.
CUCCCCUUUACGCCCAAUCUUCGGCCACCUUCUCGCUGAGGUCACCCCUCCAGAAACCUCCGCCCCCAGACCCCGGUCUACACCCACAUCCAGCCGUCCCCAAAGCUCGCUGUUCGCUCCUCUGCCUGACAGCUGCCCUGCCGCCACCAGGCAGCCCCAGCUUCCCCAAACCAGUCUUCCGGCCUCGGUGGCGUCCCAGGGCCGCGGGAUUUAGGGAUUCGGAUCUGGAAGGGUUUGGUCCAAUCCCCUCUCCCUCUCAGCGUCCUGGGCUCACCUCCCCGGCAGCUUAGCGCUCCUCUUCCAAAACUGCUUGCUGUUCUCAGCGGCCAUUGCUCUGGCAGGGGGAAGGCCUUGUAGGCGGGCCAAGGGGUUGCCUGGCGAGAUGCCCCCAGACCCCGCAAUCUGAGGGCCAACCCAGGCCGCUUCCCCGCCGCCGGUCACCCGCUCCCAGCUCCUGGGGACGCCAUCUUGGAUGUGGGCACCCCUCCACCCAGCACCGCUGCCAUUGGUGGGCUGCGCAAGCCGUGGACGGGCCGACCAAUCGGGAGCCGGAAUCCUGCAGGCCGCUGAAGCCAAGCGGUAACGUCAGGGUCUGGGCACACAGGUGGACGGGGAAGGCGGAGCUUGGACGAGCAGAGAGGCGGGACUCAAAGUUCCUAACCCGCAAGAGGGAAGAAGCAGGAGGUCUCGGCGUGAAACAGCAGCAGUGGUGUGGGAUGACUGCCAAAAUGGGCACCGUGUUGGCAGGGGUCUUCACCAUCAUGGCCGUACACAUGUAUCUCAUCUUUGAACAUAAUCACCUAGGGCAUGGCAACUGCACUGAGAUCAUACUAAAGUACGAGAGUGCAAGUGGCAUCAUAAAUGACUUCAUCAUCUGCUGGAGUUUUAAAAUCGUCCUCUUCCUCUCUUUCAUCACCAUCAUCAUCAGCUGCUUCCUCCUGUACUCAGUGUAUGCCCAGAUCUUCAGGGGCCUGGUCAUCUACGUUGCCUGGAUUUUUUUCUAUGAAACCGUAAACGUCGUAAUACAAAUCCUCACCAAUGACGACUUCAGCGUUACAGAGGUCAGAAUCAUGCGCUGGUUUGGCUUGGUGUCUCGUACCAUCAUGCACUGUUUCUGGACGUUCUUUGUCAUCACCUAUGCCCGCAUAACCUACAAAAACCAGAGCCAGGGCAAUAUAAUUUCCUACAAGAGACGAAUUUCUACAGCGGAGGCUCUCCACAGCAGAAAUAAAAGAUUAUCAGUUUUGGGUGGGCUCAGUGGCUCAUACCUGGAAUCCCAGCGCUUUGGAAGGCAGAGGUAGGUGGAUCGCCUG